CGUUAUACUCAAUACAAAGUUCAUUGUUUUUAUCGAUAAGUUAUGUGUUAAGUAAGUCUCUGUAUACAUGGAUAAGCUAGACGAGGAUAGUAAAAUAGUACAUGUAGCAAGAAGCACGGCUUUGUAAUGUCCUCAAAAGGCGAAGCAGUUUGCAGCAAAUCUUACGGCACUUUCUUCGGCGUUGCGUCCUCUCUUCGUUUUUUCGUCCCAUCUCAGACCUUUGUCGAGAUCCUCGAAAAUCCGCGGUCAUACUUUACAUCUAUUUGCAUUGACCAAAUCAAACAGCACGACAGACAAAAUGCUUCUCAAGCAGCCACCGCGUCAGCAGUGGACACAACACUCAGUUCAUCUUGACAAG
Plasmopara halstedii is the source of this 358-nucleotide messenger RNA. RefSeq lists its product as uncharacterized. NCBI's taxonomy places the organism in Eukaryota, Oomycota, Peronosporomycetes, Peronosporales, Peronosporaceae. Bases 127 to 354 code for a protein of 75 amino acids. The record is from RefSeq and is a predicted model, not a curated record. The transcript has a single exon.